Molecule: messenger RNA, 686 nt
Organism: Protopolystoma xenopodis
Lineage: Eukaryota; Metazoa; Platyhelminthes; Monogenea; Polystomatidea; Polystomatidae
Source: the annotation of a GenBank genome assembly
GAGACCAAUUCCGCUUCGAUGAGAGCGGGGAUAACUUUUAUUGCUUUAUGGUCGCUUCGUAUACGGUCAUAUUGCUUCCUUUUACCUACUUUUUUUGGCCCUCAGGUGAAACUAAAGGUUCUCUUUCCUAUUAUGUUACCAUUGAUGUAGAUGUCUCUGAACAAAAUAGAAGAAAAUGCCUUUGUCAGGCGUGCCAGGUAAAAAGACACGUGAUUAGAUCUCAGAAUCCGGGCAAAAAACUUAAAAGGCUUUUUCUGAAAUUCCUUUUUAUUUUUGCUUGGGCCUUAUUUGCCUAUUUAUUAUAUCAACUUUCCAAGUUGGAAUCCUCAUGCCCUGCGUUUGACCCAUUUUCUGAGCUCGAGAUAGAUAAAAGUGCUUCUUUAUCUGAAAUCCGAAAAGCCUACAAAUCGUUAUCUCUCAAGUACCACCCUGAUAAAAGUGGCGACGAGAGGAAGUUUAUUCAAAUAUCAAGAGCAUAUGCUGCGUAUGUGAUUUUCGCAUAUGUAUUGUUGUUUAUGUUCCUCCUUCCAAUUGGUGUGGUAUUCAUGCAUCAAAUAUGGGGGAUAAUUGUUGUAGCUGAGUUGCUAUUCCGAGUUACUAAGAAUUAUAUUCCUAGGAGGAAAAUGCUAGCAGUUACUAUUUCGCCGACUACUAUUUAUCCACAGCUUGUUACAUUACUUUUAUAA